UAUGAAAAGAUGUACCAGUAUUAAUAAAUAUAUCCAACUUCACUAAUAUGAUGAAGUCGUUCAUUGUUUUCGCCGCAUUAAUUGCUUUUGCCCUUGCUGAAGUAAUCAGCGAUGAGGAAGGAAAUCUGUACCAUUUGGUACCGAUACGAGUACGAAGGCAAACAACAUGGGGAAUAGAAAAAAAUGGCCCAGGGGCGACUGCCCAUGUCCAACACCAAGGAACAAUUUUCCAAAAUGACAAACACCAUGUUACGGGAAGUGCAUUCGGAUCAAAGUCCUUUCCCCACGGACCUUUAACUGUUGGCGGUGGUGCCAGAUACAACCACAUUCCUUCAGGUUCCAAUGUAGGCGUUGGUGUGGAUCACACCCCUCAUUUCGGCACUAAUGUGCACGCCGAUGCCAAUGUAAAUUUGUGGAGGGGCAACAAAGGUAACACGCGACUUGACGCUCAGGGACAGUACAGUAAACAUUUUGGCGGACCUUGGGGUAAUGGAAGGCCCAAUUUUGGAGGAGGAUUAACUUUUACGCACAGAUUUUAAUUGUUCAAUAAUUUGUUA
This is a messenger RNA of Aethina tumida (small hive beetle), 557 nucleotides long. RefSeq names its product attacin-A-like. The record is from RefSeq and is a predicted model, not a curated record. Lineage: Eukaryota; Metazoa; Arthropoda; Insecta; Coleoptera; Nitidulidae. The transcript has 3 exons. Bases 48 to 539 code for a protein of 163 amino acids. Gene Ontology annotation, cellular component: extracellular region. Gene Ontology annotation, biological process: defense response to bacterium.